Haemonchus placei is the source of this 459-nucleotide messenger RNA. NCBI's taxonomy places the organism in Eukaryota, Metazoa, Nematoda, Chromadorea, Rhabditida, Trichostrongylidae. The record is from the annotation of a GenBank genome assembly.
AUGAUACGGUACCUAGGUAUAUGUUAUCUGAUAAUGGUCGUCUGUACGGUAGCUGUACUGAAGCGAAGUAAGCCUUGUGUGAAUGGUGAACUUGAAAACGAUCUGUGCUUCUGCAAGGAUGGCUGGACUGGAGCAUCCUGCCAUCGACGGAUGAACUGUGACGGAUUCGAAAGGGAGCCAAAUGGAUCAUGUGUUGAAUGCCAAGAAGGAUGGACUGGAGUGGAUUGUGAUGCAAUCCACUGCAAUGGCCAUGGCACUCCAAACUAUGACUUAACAAGCUGCCAUUGCGAAAAACCCUACUCAGGUCAAUUUUGUGAGACGUUCCAAACGAAAGACAUUUACUCCUAUUACAACAAAAUUGUCUCACAGACGGGUGCUAUCGGUGUACUCAGCUGUAUACCUCUGUUUCUAAUCUAUCUCGGUAAGAGCAUUCCUUUCAAAAGUAGGACAUAUUCAUAG